This is a messenger RNA of Dermacentor andersoni, 1101 nucleotides long. Its product is annotated as solute carrier family 22 member 7-like. The record is from RefSeq and is a predicted model, not a curated record. Lineage: Eukaryota; Metazoa; Arthropoda; Arachnida; Ixodida; Ixodidae.
AUGGACGUCCUUCUUCCCCACCGACUGGCCGGUGCCGAUCUCCGAACAAGCGAGUCGUUUGACUGCGAGGAAGCCUUUCGUCACGGCCCUUGCCAGAGAAGGAUGCUCGUUCUCAUGCUUCUGGGACUCUUCUCGGCUGUUUGCCAAACCGUGGUGAUGUCCCUCAUCACCGGUGACGUCGACCAUUGGUGCAAGCCGCUCGCCGGUUUCAACAUCUCUGCAGCCGAUUGGAAGAAUAUUGCGAUACCGAUCGAGGCCGAAGGAUGCUUCAGCCGCUGCCGUGUUUAUGAACGCUGCAAGCCACCCGCUGACCACGGCGAUUCCGCUGAGGAUCGCAAGAGCGACGCUGUACUAACAGGGGCUGACGAGUGGUACAACCGAUGUUUCCAGGACAUCAACGACCCACGCGACGUGCCCUGUGAAGAUUGGGACUACGACGUUAGGACGGCCGAGGCCAGUGUGGUGAGCUCCUGGAACAUGGUGUGCCACCAAGGUUUGUUGCCGGCCGCCCUUCUCGGCCUGCAUAACGCCGGUCCCGUCGUUUACCUGGCCGGAGCCUUCGUAGACUACAUCGGCAGGAGAGCCAUGCUACCGUCCUCCGCCCCCGCGGUAAUGACCUGCACGGCGUGCACCUUCGCUGUGACAAAUUACGUGCGCUACGCUGUGGUGCGCUUCCUUACCGGGGCCGGUGUCGCAGUAAACACGAUUUUUACCUGCCUCAUCCCGUUCGAGGUGAUGACGCACGCGCACAGGCCGCAGCAAGUGCUCUUCCUGGCGGUUCUGGGCCUCACGUUAUGUGAGGUCUGGAGUGUCAUCGUCAAACCCGUAGUCAUCGACUGGCAUCUGAAGCAGGUCAUCUUCCUAGGCCUUACGGCUCUUCUGCUCCCGGCUUUGUCUCCCGCACGGGAAUCAUCGCCGUCGCUAGUCGAUAAUGGAAGGCUGGAUGUGACCAAAGCAGUCAUGAUGCAGGCGGCCGGGACCAACAAUUUCCCGCCUCCUGUCACGGUCUGUCUUGUGGAGAAGCUGAAGGAGCAGAUCAAGAGCCACGGGGCUCGCGAGGGUGCCGACAUGGAAGACUUGGCGGCGCUGCGGAAAAAUUAA